This is a messenger RNA of Nicotiana tabacum (common tobacco), 1227 nucleotides long. The record is from RefSeq and is a predicted model, not a curated record. Lineage: Eukaryota; Viridiplantae; Streptophyta; Magnoliopsida; Solanales; Solanaceae.
UUACGCAAGUGCAGCCAUCUGUUUAUUACAGAUUUUCAGGCUUCAUGUAACUCCUGGAAUCAAUGGACAUCAUCUUGGACUUUACUGGUGCACUUGAGUAUUUUCCGUUGGUUGUUGUUGUUGUUGUUAUUGCUAAUUGAGCUGAUUUAAGCUUAAUUUAUAUAUUCAAUUACAGGAAUAUAUCUAUAACAGGCUUCAAUUCAGCUACGGAUGGUACUUUACCUUUUCUCAAGGAUUGGUUUUCCUGGCUCUGAUAUACUUCCUUAAUGGUUUUAAUCCAAAGCAAAUGGUGAACCCAUGGAACACUUCUGUUAAGUUAUCUGCAGUUCUCAUGAGCUCAGGUGGAUCAACCAAAGGCUCUUUGGCUUUCCUCAGCUGUCCAGCACAAAUCAUAUCAGAUCCACCAAGGGUUUGCACCUCAUGAUAGGAUGGACUCUCAUACCGGGCAUGCGAUGAAAAUAUCCACCCUUUGAAUAUAAAUCUGCAGUACUCUUAGUAGUAGGCCUGAUCCUUUUCACCUUGGCUGAUGCACAAGCCUCGCCAAAUUUCAGUGUAAUUAGUGUGCUAAAGAUAGCUGGUGCUUUUAUCAUGGAUUCCUUUUUGGUGAAUGCGCCAGCUGUCAUCUUCAAGUCAAAUCCUGACAUGACACAGAUGAAGAUGCUCUUUUGCUCAAUCGGCUUUCAGUUGUUGAUCCUGGAUAUUAUUGCAAUGCGAGAGCUAAAGCCAACAUGGAUUUCAUGUGCUCAACAUCCCUAUGUUUACGGAGUCUUAGUGCUUGAAGCCUGCGCUACUUUCACGGGGCAACUGUCUGUCCUUUCUGUCAUAGCAUUUCUUGGUGCUGCUACCACUGCAAUGCCUUUGACCAAACAACAUUGUUGUGGAUUUCUGUUGAUGUGUAUGGGUAUUAUAAUGAAGAUGUUGCGGGACAACAAACCUCUACCGCCUAGGGCCUCAGAAAACUUCACCUCUUUGUCAAACUGAAAAACCAUCCGAGACUGAAGAUAAGAUUUCAAAUAGGGACUGUAUGUGAAGAGGAAGAAGAGAAGAGAGACCUUUGGUCUAAAACAAAACACUCCUAGCACUUUUAUGCUCUAGCUUUUAGUCUAUUACUUAUUUGCUUAUAGUUGUAAUAUGGUAACAAGAUGUUAGGCUCUUUUUUACUUUCUUGUUAUUCAUGUAAGGAGGUUGUACAUUGAUUAGAAGUAAUUUAUUUCUUCUUCUCCUCCA